Messenger RNA from Phoenix dactylifera (date palm), 842 nucleotides. RefSeq lists its product as uncharacterized. NCBI's taxonomy places the organism in Eukaryota, Viridiplantae, Streptophyta, Magnoliopsida, Arecales, Arecaceae. The record is from RefSeq and is a predicted model, not a curated record.
UUGUGCAUUCCUUGGCAGGAUGGCCUUUGUCUCUUGAUUCCAGCGUCACGAGAUGUGACCCAGUUUCGAGAUUCUUCAUCAAUCAAUACAUACAGCCAACCACUGUUCUCUUCUUUUCUCCCCAGCUAAGCCCUCCAAACCUCUCUAUAAAUAGCCCCCAUCCCGCAACCCUUCCUUCACACCACCACCUUUUGGCUUCUUAAUCUGGUCCAGUGUUGCUCUCUCGAUACUAGCUCGCAUAUUCAAUCCCGCUUGAUCCCCAUGGCCACUGUUGAGGUCCAAUCAGCAACCACUGCACUGCCAGAUGAGAACGUAGAGAAGCAACCAAACGAGGCCCAGGAAGCACCAAAGGAGGAAGUUGUCACACCCCCGGCAGCAGCAGUCGAGGAGCCAAAGGAGGAGGCAGCGACUGAUGCUGCAACCGAAGAAAUUCAGGCUCCUGUGGAGGUGAAGGCUGAGGAGGUGGUCGCCGAGGCCGAGCCGGUGGUGGAGGAAGCAGCAGCAGCAGCAGAGAAGACUGAAGAGCCUGCCCAAGAGGCGGCACGUGAGGUUCCCACAGAGGAGCCCGUGGAGACCAAGGCCCCUGAGGAGGCACCUGUGGCUCCUGCCGAGGAGGAGAAGAAGGAAGAAUUGGAGGAGAAGCCUGCCGUGGAGGAAGAGAACAAGGAAGCUGCAGCUGAAAAGAGUGAGGCGUAGAUAUUGUACUAUGUAUCCGUGUUGAUGAACGGCUACAAAUUUGGUUGUGACUGUUCCUUAGAAUCUGUUUGGAUGUAAGGGGCUUGUGGUGUGAGAAGUAUGAAUAAUGAAGCUAGGCCUAUGGAGGCCCAACUUAAAACUAGUUC